GUCUGGAGCGCGCGUGUGUUGUGAAAGGGUGUCGCUGUGCACGCUGCCGGAGGAGCUUCACAUCGAUGUGUCGAGGUCUUUAAACACAGUGUAGUCUGCAAACACACUGUCACAGUGGUAGAGAGAGAGGGAGAUCGCGCUGGAUCCGACCCCGCAACAAUUCUGAUACAAUGUGUCCGAUGCUUCACUUUCCGAUACAAUGUGUCCGAUGAUUUACUUUGCUCGCGCGCUGCUCUGAUCGCGUUGUUUUUAUGGAGACAGUGUAUCGGCGUCCUAAAAAACGGUCAACCGGGAAAUGGUAACACAUGAACCUCCUCACUGGAAGGAACAUGGUUGAGAGGAGCAGUAAAUUUCUGUUCAUCGUUGUCGGCUCGGUUCUGUUCAUGCUGAUUCUGUAUCAGUACGUGGCCCCGGGGAUGAUGAACUUCGGAUCUCCGCACGGUUACGCGCUGGAGGACGAUGCGGAUCUCUUCCCGACUCCCGAUCCACAUUACGUGAAGAAAUACUAUUUCCCCAUCCGAGCUCUGGAGCGCACUGUGGAUUUUGAAAUCAAAGGGGAUGAUGUGAUCGUGUUCCUCCACAUCCAGAAGACCGGUGGCACGACGUUCGGGAGGCAUCUGGUCCAGAACGUCAGGCUGGAGGUACCGUGCGACUGCAGACCGGGGCAGAAGAAGUGUACCUGUUACCGACCCAAUAGGAAAGAGACGUGGCUCUUUUCUCGCUUCUCCACCGGCUGGAGUUGUGGCUUACAUGCGGACUGGACCGAACUCACCAACUGCGUGCCGGGUGUUUUGAACAAGAAAGAGAACAGGAUGAAAAACCAAAGGAAGUUCUACUACAUCACGCUGCUACGAGACCCCGUGUCUCGCUACCUGAGCGAGUGGAGGCACGUCCAGCGCGGAGCCACGUGGAAAACCUCCCUGCACAUGUGCGACGGGCGAACGCCCACGCCCGACGAGCUGCCAUCCUGCUACGACGGCACCGAUUGGUCGGGCUGCACGUUACAGCAAUUCAUGGACUGUCCGUACAACCUGGCGAACAAUCGUCAAGUGCGCAUGCUGGCCGACCUCAGCCUGGUGGGCUGCUAUAACAUGUCCUUCUUUCCGGAGAAAAAGCGUGCCCAAGUAUUGCUAGAGUCGGCCAAGAAGAAUCUUCGAGAUAUGGCCUUCUUCGGUCUCACCGAAUUCCAACGAAAAACUCAGUACUUGUUCGAACGGACCUUCCGCCUCAAGUUCAUCCGGCCCUUUAUGCAGUACAACAGCACGCGGGCUGCAGGCGUAGACCUGGACAACGACACGAUCCAGCGCAUCGAGGAGCUGAACGACUUGGACAUGCAGUUGUACGACUACGCCAGGGAUCUUUUUCAGCAACGCUACAUGUACAAGCGACAAAUCGAACGACGAGAGCAGCGUCUCAAAAACCAGCCGCUCUUUCCGUUUCGCCGGAUGGCCAUCGCCGACCCUAAUUCCAGGGACGACAUGCCUGAGUAUGAAGCGUUGCGCUUGCCCACGGAGGACUAUAUGAAUCACAUCCUCAACCGUUGGUAGCAGUGCCGGGGGGAGGGGGAUGAUGGGAAAUCCAUGAGGAAGAGGCAGCGAUUCCCAGGUCAGGUCAUGAGGGAGAUAACUGUAGAGAAGGAGACAGAUCUUUAGCGCCACCAUGUUGUCCUUUGACAAGUCGUACACGGCCCUCCCCCCUACUGUUGUCCUUCUGAGGACUACAAAUGCAGGAAGCAUUGGCGCUGAAUCUGUCUUUAAGACCGAUCACGUGCCUGAUGUCAGAAACGUGACUGACUAACUGAAAGCACUGAACCUGGAUUUAGACAUUUACAGAUUUUCAGACAUUUACAGAUUUUCAGACAUUUACAGAUUUUCAGACAUUUAAAGACUUCUGUGGACUGAAGAAAAAAACAAAAAUAGAUUAUGGGAAUUAUAUUCACUGCAGAUUUUAAAGAAUGAACGGAAUGGAAUUGUAUAGAGGUGUUUGCUUAAAUGUCUGCUCACGGCUUUCAGCCAUGAAUUUGUGACGAUAACAGUCUCUAUUUUUGUUUUUAGUUUAUUAUGAUUUUUAUUUCUUUUUGUUCUUUUUUUUAAAGGGGUUUUAUUGUCACUUAAAAAAGAGAUAUACUCUCACAGCACUGAGACCAACAGAGCUGCCUAACUCUUAUUGGAUGCAAUUUAUUAGCUUUUCAUAAUCAGUGAUGACUUGAAAAAGUCUGUUCUGGUGUUCAUUUUUUAUUUCGAUGCACAGACAGACAGCGCUUGGACCAUAGCCAUUUUUAAGCUUUCAGCAUACUGUAUGAGAAACCGGUGAGCUAAGUGUACUAAUAUAAUCUUACCGAUGCCUGAUGCUAUUGGCCGAGACAAAAUCUUGGUUGUCGUGGCAUCGAGCCUAGGCAUCCAAUCCAGGCUGUGUCUUAGUAGCUGAGCUGUGGCUAUUAUGCUUAAAAUGGAAGCUGAUGGAGACCCAAAGAGGUAAUAGUGUCUUAUUUUACACUUAGUGGGAGGGAUGUGCUGUGUUUCUGAGCGGGGAGAAUUGUGCGCUAUAUGGAGAUGAAAUAAUAAGGUUGACUCUGUAAUGACGCCUGUGUGUCAGUCAAUAACAGGAGCGUUGUAGAGUUGUGUGCGGGAGAGUGAGAGGGAGAGAAAGAGCUCACGAAAGCCAAGAGCCGAAGGAAGAAGCAGCAGACGCAGCCUUUAUAAAUGUCACCAUCAUUCCCAAUUCCCAGGGACUACUCAAUGUUUUGUAUGCGUAUGGAUGAAGAAUGUUCGUAUGUGUAUAUACUUCGAGUGUUUAAACGUUCUUUAAGACUGGACGUUCUUAGUAUGCAAGUGUAUUAUCAGAUUUUGAAGCCCUAUGAAUGUGUGUGUGUGUGUGUGUGUGUGUGUGCGUGGGUGUGUGUGUGUGUGUGUGUGUGUGUGUGCGUGCGUGCGUGCGUGCGUGUGCGUGUGCGCACGCGUUUGUUCCACAAUCUCUUGCCAUGGUCCUCAGGGACUGAAGCUAUUGUUAGUAAGGGGACUAGAAUGAUGUCACAUAAUUCCCCUUAUGCAAGUCUUUGCUAACUCAGAGUUGUCUGUUGUUAAAGGAAUAGUUCUCACCAUUUCGGUCUAUACAGUGUAAGUGAAUGGGGACUGGAGCUGUUAUGUUCCAAAAAUGACCAAAAGCACCAUAAGGUAAAGUUCCAAGUCCUGAAGAAUCUCUUUAUUGGUCAUUUUUUUGUCAGUUUUGGACCUCAGCUGCCCGCCCAAUAUGGAGGACUAAACCUGCAAAAAUUAUAAAUAAAUAAAUGUAUAAAUAUAUAAACUAAUAAAUGUAAAAAUAUGAAAAUAAAUAAAGGAAUGAAUGGUUUAAUAAAAUAAAAUAAUUCGUUUGAGCUAUUAUUGAUCUUAGUUUUAACUCUUUUUUUUUCAUUUUUUCAAUUGAUUUAUUAUUUUUGUGUCCAUUUUUUAUUUCUUUUUUAUUAUUUUAAUUUUUAAUUUUUAGAUUAUUUUAUUUAUCAUUUCCUUUUAUUUUUACAUUUAUUUAUUUAUACGUAUUUUUAUACGUAUUUAUACAUAUUAUUUAUUAUCGCAUGUAUUUAUUUCCACUUUUAUUUAUUUAUUCUUGAAUUUAUUCUUACUUUUCUGUGUCUUGUAUGAUAAUUAGAUAGGUUGGUCUUGCCUACUAUUGGUUCAGCGUAGAUUGAAGCGUUUGAUCGAUUACUCUUGACUUGUUUUGGACUUACGUCACGUCACUCACUGAUCGUUUGCUUCGUGUAUAACGUUAAGUCACUAUGGCGGGCGCACAAUGAGUUAGAGAGUUACAGCAUUUAGCCAAUGAAGUCGAUAACCAUGCAUCAAAUGACUAUGUGCCAUUUAGAUUAGAUGCGCUUAUUGAUGUUUUAUUACAGAUUGACGGCGAGAUAAAUGAAAAAGUUCUUCAAAAUCUGUGCUAGUCAGAGGGUGCUAUGGUGGUGUUACGGUUCAACUGGUGAAAAUCAUAAAGCACAAAAUGUAAUUAGGUUUAACUACACAGAUGAGCUUGUGAACCGAAGUCGCAAGCUAACUCGUUGUCAACGUGACAGUUAUAAGCAGCCUUUCGGUUAGAAAAAGCUUAAAAAUUUUAUGUAACAUUACAAUGAAUUGAGACAUAGUGAACUUAAGUCACAAGUUAACACGGUAGUAAUGAGCAUCGUUCUUUCACUACAGGGCCAUCAAAUGGAAACCAUUCCUUCUAAAAAGACGUGGUUACUAAACUGUACUCGUAAACUUUACUACAUUUCAUAAGAGAUAAAUAACACAGAGGUCACAAGUUAACACAGGCAUAUUCCCUAGAUUCAUCCAGCUGCAUAUUGUUGUGACAUCUUGAUAUUAUUGCAAAGAUCCGCAGCAACUAUCGUUGCGAAAUAGGUUAGUGUGAUUGUUACCGUAGUAACACGCUGCCUCGCUUUAUUGCAUGGGUUCAAAUCCCGUGUCAAUUCGCUUUAUUAAUUUUUACACCUCGCUUCAGCCGUUACGGGCGAUCAUACCAAUCAUUUGCAAUCUUAACAAGAAUGUCAAAAUCAUGUAACAAGAAAGUCUGUGUUUAUUAGACAUCUUAAUAUUCAGUCGUCUUGUGCUUUCAGAAUCGACGAAUCUGCUGAGGUCGUUCAUGCACCUCUUUGGCAGAGGACCUGUAACCGGAACUUGGUCACCACCUUAGCACCCUCUGACCAGCACAGAUUUCGAAGAACUUUUUCAUUUAUCUCGCCGUCAAUCUGUAAUAAAACAUCAAUAAGCGCAUCUAAUCUAAAUUGCACAUAGUCAUUUGAUGCAUGGUUAUCGACUUCAUUGGCUAAAUGCCGUAACUCUCUAGCUAAUUGUGCGCCCGCCAUAGUUACUUAACGUUAUACACGAAGCAAACGAUCAGUGAGUGACGUGACGUUAGUCCAAAACAAGACAAGAGUAAUCGAUCAAACGCUUCAAUCUACGCUGAACCAAUAGUAGGCAAGACCAACCCAUCUAAUUAUCAUACAAGACACAGAAAAGUAAGAAUAAAUUCAA
Molecule: messenger RNA, 5021 nt
Organism: Triplophysa rosa
Lineage: Eukaryota; Metazoa; Chordata; Actinopteri; Cypriniformes; Nemacheilidae
Gene: hs6st1a
Product: heparan sulfate 6-O-sulfotransferase 1a
Exons: 2
Coding region: 306-1547 (413 amino acids)
Cellular component (GO): membrane
Molecular function (GO): heparan sulfate 6-sulfotransferase activity
Source: RefSeq, a predicted model, not a curated record